GUAAAGAAUAUGUCAAAUUCCAAAGAUUUUAUCUUUAAAAUAAAUUGCAUUUCUACUGUAUCAUGCAAAAACACAUUAGCUAUUAAAUAUCCCAUUGGUAAAUUUCAUAGCCUAUAAUAAUCUUUGUCACAAAUCACUAAUCUCGAGGUAUAAACACUUCAAAGUUUCUGAAAAAGUGUGUUUUUCUUCAAUCUAGCUUCUGGGUUGUCAAUUGUGAUUAAUUUGAGCAACAAUGGAGGAGAAAUCAGAUUGUGAGAAUUGCAGGACAUGGGAAGAAGAGAUGUAUUGGAAACAUUUCAAUUCCAUGCAUUUUUAUCAAAUUCUACCCCAAAACUUCCAUGAUCAUCUUGUAUUGCCUGAGAAAUUUGCUAUGCAUAUGAAAACCCAUUUACCAGAAAAAUUGUCUCUCAAAGGCCCCAGUGGUAAUGUAUGGCAAGUGGAUAUUCAGACAACUGAUAAUGUGCUGCUUGUCGGGAAUGAGUGGAAGGACUUUGUGAAAACUUACAAGCUAAGAGAAAAUUGUCUCUUGAUGUUUAAAUAUAAGCGUAACUCAAGUUUUGAGGUCUUAAUUUUUGACCAAGAGAGUUUGUGUGAAGAGGAAGCAUCCUAUUUUAUGAAGAAAUGCAGCCACACCAAGCCAGUAAAUGAAAAUCAUAAGAAGAGAAUUGUGAGAGAAGGUUCAAACACCAAUGUAAUUGAUGACGAUAUAGAUGAUGAUUCUGCAUAUGUUGUAUCUAAGAAGUCUAAGAAUAAUGUUGAUGGGGAGGUAAACUGUUUGGGACGAGAGGAGAACACUCAAAAUCCUAGGAAUCAGACGUUCAAUAUGGCUAUAAAGAAAAAUGGCAGAGGCAGGCCAAGAAAGAUAAAAGAACCAUGCAAUUCUUUGAGUAAAUCAAAGGCCCAACCUAAGGAAAAGCCCGGCAUAAAUGAAGCUACCCAUGAAGUGAGUCAGGUUUCACUACAACACCUGAACACCCCUGAAAACGGAGAAAGUUCCCCCAGGAAAGAUCAUUCUAAAAAGUUGAAGGACCAAUUUGCAGACAAGAAUCCUAGCGGAAAUGACGCUGCCCAAGAACCAGGUACAAAUUCAGGGAGAGACUGGAGCACCCCUGAGUAUAGAGAAGGUUCCUUAGAGAUGAAUAAUCACCACAAAUCUAAAACAAUAUCUGGAAAGGAGCCAAGUGAAAAUGGUACGUCGGAAAAAAUAAGUCAAUUUUUGGGUAGCAAGCCAAUAGUUCUAAAUUUUGAAGAAUGUUCCCCGACGGCAGAUGAUUCUCACAGUCAUAGAAGGAAAAGAGGCAGACCAAAGAAACAGGCAGUUCCUAUGUCGUCAAUGAAACAGGUGUCCAGAAGUGUAGUUUCAUCUGAAAAGGAAUGCCCCGAGUAUGUGUCCAAUAGAAGGGCGGUGACUGAGAUGGAGAAAGCAGAUGCUUUGCUAAGGGCUAACCAAGAACAAACUGAAAAAAGUUUCACUGUAGUGAUGCGACCUAGUAGUGUUUACAGGAGGUUUUACUUGAGCAUUCCUGCAGACUGGAUGAACAAGCACCUUGCUCUCCAAAACCAAGACAUCAUUCUCCGAGUGGAGAAUAAUAUAUGGCACGCCAAGUUUUAUUAUAAUGGGAAAAGAUGUGUGGGAGGACUCUCUGGUGGGUGGAAAAAAUUUGCCUUCGAGAAUUCCUUGGAAGAAUUUGACGUCCUACUCUUCAAGCUUGCUAACCCAAAGGAUGAUGCAACUGUCUUUGACGUUGAAAUAUUCAGAGUGAUCCCGAAGAUCCUCCCUCCCCUCCAAGUGAGUUCUUCCAUUUUGACAUGAAGAUCUUCUAUAGGCUACAUUAGCUUGUUGAUCUUUAACUGCACUGUAAUGGAUCUGUAGGCAUUUGAUAUGAUGCGAUACAUGUACCUUUUCGAACUACUUCGUAAAAGAUAAGGCAAUUAUGAAUGUUGGAGACAAAUAUUUACUGGCUUUUUCAAUAUAAUUGGCAUUAAU
This is a messenger RNA of Chenopodium quinoa (quinoa), 1987 nucleotides long. Its product is annotated as B3 domain-containing protein REM16-like. The transcript has 8 exons. The record is from RefSeq and is a predicted model, not a curated record. Bases 233 to 1813 code for a protein of 526 amino acids. Gene Ontology annotation, molecular function: DNA binding. Lineage: Eukaryota; Viridiplantae; Streptophyta; Magnoliopsida; Caryophyllales; Amaranthaceae.